Messenger RNA from Cebus imitator (Panamanian white-faced capuchin), 1743 nucleotides. RefSeq names its product serpin family B member 6 (gene SERPINB6). Lineage: Eukaryota; Metazoa; Chordata; Mammalia; Primates; Cebidae. The transcript has 7 exons. The record is from RefSeq and is a predicted model, not a curated record. The coding region runs from base 474 to 1604 and encodes 376 amino acids. Gene Ontology annotation, biological process: negative regulation of endopeptidase activity. Gene Ontology annotation, molecular function: serine-type endopeptidase inhibitor activity. Gene Ontology annotation, cellular component: cytoplasm.
GAAACAGAAUGCCUGUGUUCAGAAGUUCCUUCUUAGGAAGAAACCAGCUGAAGCUGGCGAAAUCCAAGAUGGCACCCCUCACGAAUCUCCAGCUUCAUUAUCAUCCUAUUUUCAUGUUAAGUGACACUCCCACCAGCGCCAUGGUAAUUGACAGUCACCAUGACAACGACUGGAAGAGACCAAGAAGGGACAGAAAAAAAGGGGUUCCUUGAUUCCAGGAAAAUCUCCGUCCUUUCCCAAGAGAAGCAUAAAUAUUCCCGCAUCUGCUCGUAAUGCCUGUCCCCUUCAUUAAAGAAAGUUUCGUCUGCAGCUUCCCAGCUCUCACAAGCUGAGCUGAUUGCAGAUCUUGCAAUUCCAUAGCCGUUGAAUGAAGCCUGCACUGCUUGACACUCACUUUCGGUUGCGUGGAUUGGCCUCGCCACACAGCAGGAAAGAACCCCUUCUGGGAUAACCAGGACUCCCGGUCUGCCGUCAUGGAUCCUCUCGCAGAAGCAAAUGGCACCUUUGCCUUAAACCUUUUGAAAACGCUGGGUGAAGGCAACUCGAAGAAUGUGUUUUUCUCACCCAUGAGCAUGGCCUCUGCCCUGGCCAUGGUCUACAUGGGGGCACAGGGAAACACUGCCGUGCAGAUGGCCCAGGUACUUUCUUUAAAUAAAAGUGGUGGUGGCGGAGAUGUCCACCAGGGCUUCCAGUCCCUUCUCACCGAAGUGAACAAGCCUGGCACGCAGUACCUGCUUAGGACGGCCAACAGGCUCUUUGGGGAAAAGUCCUGUGACUUCCUCUCAGCUUUUAGGGAUUCCUGCCAAAAAUUCUACCAAGCGGAGAUGGAGGAGCUUGACUUUAUCAGCGCCGCAGAGAAUUCCAGAAAACAUAUAAACACCUGGGUAGCUGAAAAGACAGAAGGUAAAAUUGCCGAGCUGCUCUCCCCGGGCACAGUGGAUUCACUGACAAAGCUGGUUCUGGUGAAUGCCAUCUACUUCAAAGGAAACUGGGAUAAACAAUUCCCCAAGGAGGACACCGAGGAGAGACCGUUUAAAGUCAGCAAGAAUGAAAAGAAACCUGUGCAAAUGAUGUUUAAGAAAUCUACUUUUAAGAAGACCUAUAUAGGAGAAAUCUUUACCCAGAUCCUGGUGCUUCCCUAUGUCGGCCAGGAGCUGAAUAUGAUCAUCAUGCUUCCGGACGAGACCACCGACUUGAGAACGGUGGAGAAAGAAAUCACUUACGAGAAGUUCAUAGAAUGGACGAGGCUGGACAUGAUGGAUGAAGAGGAGGUGGAAGUGUUUCUCCCGCGGUUUAAACUGGAGGAAAGCUACGACAUGGAGCGCGUCCUGCGCAACCUGGGCAUGACCGACGCCUUCGAGGUGGGCAAGGCAGACUUCUCCGGAAUGUCCAAGGCAGACCUGUUUCUGUCCAAGGUCGUGCACAAAUCCUUUGUGGAGGUCAACGAGGAAGGCACUGAGGCUGCGGCUGCCACAGCUGCCAUCGUGAUGCUGCGGUGCGCCAGAUUCACCCCCCGCUUCUGUGCCGACCACCCCUUCCUUUUCUUCAUCCAGCACAGCAAGACCAACGGGAUUCUCUUCUGCGGCCGCUUUUCCUCCCCGUGAGGGCAGGGCGGUCUUUGUGCGCAGCCCCUCUCCUCUCUGUCCUCUGACACUCCACAGUGUGCCUGCAACCCAAGUGGCCUUAUCUGUGCAGCGGGGGCAGUUCAGAAAUAAAGGGAACAAUUGUGGGAUGCCACAUUCA